This is a messenger RNA of Salmo salar (Atlantic salmon), 1374 nucleotides long. The record is from RefSeq and is a predicted model, not a curated record. NCBI's taxonomy places the organism in Eukaryota, Metazoa, Chordata, Actinopteri, Salmoniformes, Salmonidae.
AUGGAGCUUCCAGAACCGAUCAGAAGACGUUUAGGACACUUUUCCAGAACUGUGUUUGCUGAUCAGAGUCGUACUCAACCAUCUCCCGAAGAUCAUGUCACGUUUUUGGGGCACAACAGUGAGGUUGUCUCCAGCCUGCCUCUCCAGAUGUCACUGUUCUUCAACAUUUUUUUCCCACUGUGGUGGAUCAGCGAGGUGGUGAUGCUGCACCUCAAGUAUCCAGCCCUUCCUGACUACUAUAAGUUCAUCCUCAUCACCAUCCUCAUCCUGAUGACUCUUGUAGAGGCUAUCAGACUCUACCUAGGCUAUGCAGGAAAUUUGCAAGAGAAGGUCCCUGAGCUGGCUGGUUUCUGGCUCCUGAGUCUCCUGCUGCAGUUUCCUUUGAUUCUGUUUCAGCUCUUCAACCAAGCCAUUCUGAUCCAACCUCUGGAGAGAGGGGUUCACUUAAUUCUGGCCCUGUUCAUACUCACACAGGCCCUCUCUGGCUUUGUGGCUCUACGUGGGAUGGUCAGACACACAGAGAGCCACUUCCACCUCAGACAGUUUGAUGGGGUUCAGGAGCUGCGGGCAGCCUGACUGCUCUGCUGAGCUGACAUGCAGAGACAGAGGUACUCGGGUGUAAAUCUCCUAUUGAUGUUGAUUAUGAGACAUUUGAGUUGCUUAAGUGUAUCUCAAGUUAGAAUUCAGCUCUGUGUUUUCAGUGGACCAUGUUCAGACAUUAACACAAUGUGUUGGUGCCUUGAGUGAUACUUUUUUGGGGGGUUGUUGUACAGAUGUGGACAAAGUUUUUAGACGUAUCUGUUUCACAAUGUUUAUGUGACAAUAACACCAAGUCUGAUUUUUUGAGAAUGUAGUUUUCUAACAUAAUUUACUGUAUAGAUAGUGACUCAAUCUGAUUAUGCCUUCAAUCGAUGAAUGGAAAAUAAAUAAUUGACACUGAAAUUUAUACAUAAUAUUAUAAAAAGUUAAAAUAGGUUUACAAUGACAUGAAGACUCAAGAAAAAGGCACACAAUCAAGACAAGAAAUAAAUGUAAUUUCUAUAGCCAUCUGAAAGGCAAUGUGCUGUACAUGUUAAGGCACGUUCACACUGCACCUUACACCAGGGCUAAGAGCAGUGUUUGACUUGCAGGAGCUCACAUUUAAUUGGAUAUAUCCAUGCUAAUAAUAUUGUUGCAUGUUUUUGCCAGGAUCAGAAAGUUGAUGUCUCGUUUAUGCACAGCAUUCUCUGUACAGGGGCAAGAUCGAAUUUCAAAAGUGAAACAUUGUUUCCCAUGUCGGAUAGGCAGAUAUACUAACCAUCACUGUUGGAAAUCAAAUGCAAGGCUAGUAGAAGCAAAAGGAAGUACUGUUAAUAGAUGUUUAAUUGCUUGUAA